Molecule: messenger RNA, 210 nt
Organism: Plasmodium gonderi
Lineage: Eukaryota; Apicomplexa; Aconoidasida; Haemosporida; Plasmodiidae
Product: DNA-directed RNA polymerase II 8.2 kDa polypeptide
Exons: 1
Coding region: 1-210 (69 amino acids)
Biological process (GO): transcription by RNA polymerase II; transcription by RNA polymerase I; tRNA transcription by RNA polymerase III
Cellular component (GO): RNA polymerase II, core complex; RNA polymerase I complex; RNA polymerase III complex
Molecular function (GO): DNA binding; zinc ion binding; DNA-directed RNA polymerase activity
Source: RefSeq, a predicted model, not a curated record
AUGAUUAUACCCGUUCGCUGCUUCACCUGCGGGAAACUAAUUGGAAAUUUGUGGAGUUUAUAUGAAAAAAAGUUAGAAGAAGGAGUAUCAAAAUGUGACGCACUGGACGAGUUAAAUUUGACAAGAUAUUGCUGCAGGAGAAUGAUACUAACCCAUGCAGACAUGAUGGACAAGCUGUUGUGCUAUAACAUUUAUGAGAGGAAGUUAUAG